GGGAGAAGUUGGACCUGGCAUGGGGAUGACAGACUCCAGGGCUGCUAUCCCAGAGCAGUCUCUCUGAAGAAGAAGGACGGUCCCACUGGAGACACAGCAGUACUGUUUCAUGGUAGGGUGUAGAAAAGUGAAUUAACUGACUACACUUAUCCAAAGAGCUGAAAAGAGAACUAAAAUUACCUGGGUCCAAAAUCUAUGUCCUCCUGUUCAGGGACACACAUGGCAUGGUCUUUUAAAUGCCCUGGCAACCCAAAUCCGAGUCCCGGAGACCCGGAGUCCAGAGCUGCUUCUGUACAGGCCUAUGUAUCUAAUUUAUAUAACGGGGAUAUGCCCCCCACUCCAGUAAUCUGCACGUAGGAUGCCACUGGCUCCUGAUGUCCUUCCCAAUCCCUGCGGAAGCUGGCCAGGAGGAUGAUGGCUCCCGGUGCCCGCUCCUCCAGGCCAGAAGGGUUUUCCUGGCUCCCGGUGUCCGUUCCUGCCGGCCAGGCCGGCUCGGGCUCUCGGCAGGCCGCAUCCAAGAUAUCCACCCCGAUUAAGCAUCAAGUACUACAACCGGGAUCUGCGGCACGCAGGCGACCCCCGCGCUCGCCCGCCUGAAGGCGAAAGCCCGUCAUACUGGCCCGAGAGCCGCAGUUUUGGGGUGAAAGGCGGUGAUUUCGGCAAACCCGCGGCCCACGCAGCCUGCUAGCGGCGCCGCCAUUGCUGAGGAAGCCGAGCGGCGCUGCGGACACGCCCCCCAUGGGCAGGCACGAGCAGCGGGGCCAAUGGGAAGCCCCGCGCCGUCACUCGCGCCCAAUAGGAAACGGCGCUCGGCGACCGGUGGGGCGCGCGGCGCCGCACGUGGUGACGGAGGUGCACGUGGGCAGCGGCCAUGGCGGGCUCUCCGGAGGCGGCGGAGGAGGCGGAGCAGGGCCCGGAACCCCCUGCCGGGGGCGCGGUGCAGCGGGGGAAGAGGGCUGCCCCGGGAGCCGCAGCCCCGCAGCCGGCCAAGCUGAGCCGCGCCGAGCUCUACAAGCCGCCGACCAGCGAGGAGCUGACCCAGCUGAAGGAGACGGAGGAUCUGUUCCACUCCAGCCUGCUCCGCCUGCAGAUCGAAGAGCUUUUGAAGGAGGUGACAUUGAAGGAGAAAAAGAAGAAGAAGAUCGAUGCCUUCCUCCAUGAAAUUAACAGCCUGCUGAGCACCAUCCCAGAGACUCCAGAAACUGAACUCACUGACCAGGCCUGGCUCUCCCAGGAUGUGAAAGUCCCGUUCCUGCAGGUGCCAUUCAAUGUCAAGGGAAGAUUCCGCUUCGUGCCCCCAGCCGAGCUGAAGGUGGUGGGCAGUUACCUGCUGGGCACCUGCGUCAGGCCAGAGAUCAACGUGGACAUUGCAGUGACCAUGCCACGGGAAAUCUUUCAGGACAAAGAUAACCUGAAUCAACGCUACCACCGGAAGAGAGCCCUGUACCUGUCCCACAUUGCCCAGCAUUUCUCCAAGGAGAAGCUCUUUGGCAGUGUGAAAUUUGCCUACAUGAACAGCAACCAUUUGAAGCCCAUCCUGCUCCUGAGGCCUCAAGGCAAGGAUGAGAAGAUUGUCACUGUCCGACUCCAUGCUUGUCCUGACGCGGAUCUCUUCAAACCCAGCCGCUUCUAUCCCAGCAAGAACAACGUCCGGACCGCCUGGUUCAUGGAGCAGAGCACCCCCAAAGAAGGAGCCACCGAGCCCCCGACCCCGCACUACAACAACUCCAUUCUCUGUGACACAGUGAUGCUCCCCCACCUGCAUUUCCUGUCUAAUGCAGCCACGGACUUUCCAGGCAUGAAAGAUGGCCUGGCCCUCCUCAAAGUUUGGCUGAAUCAGCGGCAGCUCAGCAAGGGCUUGGGGUGCUUCAGUGGCUUCUUGGUCUCCAUGCUUGUUGCCUACCUGCUGAUGAAGCGCAAGAUUGUCAAGAUGAUGAGUGGCUACCAGGUGUUGAGGAGCACUCUGCAAUUCCUGGCCACCACUGACCUGAGUGUGACAGGGAUCAGUCUAGCCAAGGAUGCUGAUCCCUCCCUGCCUGUCCUGGAUGAUUUCCACCAGGCAUUUGAAGUGGUCUUUGUGGAUCCCUCUGGGCUGGUCAAUCUCUGUGCUGAUAUGACUGCCAGCAAAUAUCACCAGGUCCAGUUUGAAGCCAAGCGCUCUAUGGAAAUUUUGGAUGACCGGAUGGUGGAUGGCUUUCAGGUGCUGCUCAUGACCCCGAAGCCCAUGCUCAGGACCUUUGACCACGUCUUCCACCUGAAGCAUGUCUCCAAGCUGCAGGGUACCUGCAAGAAGAUGCAGCUGCUGAAUGAGCUGAUGGAUCGGGGUGGGAACUAUGUGGCUGCGGCCCUGCCCUUUGUUGUCUCGCUGCUGGCACGUGGUCUGUCCCAGAGAGCUCAGCUUGUGGCUCACUCCCUGCCCCAGAUCCCCGAGUGGCCAAUUGAUGCUGAGCCCCCAAAACACAAGGAUGUUGGGCCCUUGACGUUUGGUCUCCUGUUUGUCCCAGAGUUUGCUACCAGCACGCUGGAGAAGGGUCCUCAGGCUGAUCACCCCAAGGCAUUGGAGUUCCGGACUUUUUGGGGAGAGAAGUCAGAGCUGCGUCGGUUCCAGGAUGGCAGCAUCUGUGAGGCUGUGGUGUGGGAGGCCAGCACUGUCUCCCAGAAGCGCCUCAUUCCUGAGCAGAUCAUCAGGCACCUGCUGAAGCUCCAUGCGGACAUUCCUGAGUCGUCCAUCUGCUACACAGGGGCCCUGCUGGAAUCUGUGAUCAGAACUGGGAAAGAGGCAGGGGGAACGGGCGAGGAGGCCCUGGUCAGUGUUGUGUGCUCCUACGAUGACCUGAGCCGCAAGCUGUGGAACCUGAAGGAGCUGCCGCUGACGGUGACGGCUGUGCAGGGUGUCCAUCCAGCCCUCCGGUACACAGAUGUCUUUCCUCCCAUUCCUGUGAAGCCAAUUUAUUCCUUCCAUAACAGAAGCAAGCACUUGCUGCUUCCUUCAGAGGAGAAACCCUGCCCGGCCUACAUAACCCCUUUGAAGAUCAUCUGCCACAUGGAAGGCAGUGGCCAGUGGCCGCAGGACAAAGGAGCCAUCAAGCGCAUCAAGGCUGCUUUCCACCUGCAGCUGGCAGAGCUCCUCCGGCAGCAGCACCAGCUGGUUUGCAGACCUGCAGUCACCCACACUGAUGUGUACAAGGAUGGCUACGUUUUCCGUCUCCAAGUAGCCUACCACCGGGAGCCCCUGAUCUUGAAGGAAGUGGUCACUCCGGAAGGGAUGCUGAAGUACCAGGACACAGAGGAAUCUCGGCAGCUGGAGCUGGAAACAUUGCAUCUGCCCUAUCUAACUAGCUCACUGCAUGGGCUCCAGCAGCAGCACCCUGUGUUUGGCAGCACUUCCCGGCUGGCCAAGCGCUGGAUCAGCGCCCAGCUCCUGAGCGACAGCAUCUCUGAGGAGUGUGUGGACCUGCUUGUGGCAUUUCUCUUCCUCCACCCAGCUCCCUUCACACCACCCAGCUCUCCACAGGUGGGGUUCCUGCGCUUCCUCAACUUGCUGACAACUUUUGACUGGAAAAAUAACCCUCUUAUAGUCAACCUAAACACUGGCCUCACAGAGUCCGACUGCACAGAGAUCAAGAAAAAGUUUGUAGCAGCUCGUGCUCACCUCCCCGUCAUGUUCCUGGCCACCCCCAAGGACCAGUGGAGCUCCAUGUGGACCCGGGAGCGCCCCUCAGCACAGAUCCUGCAGCGCCUUGUCCUGCUUGCCUCAGAGUCUCUCCGUGCCCUGGAGGAGCAGCUCAUGGACCCGCUCAGGGACCAGGAUGUGAAGAUGGUCUUCCGCCCUCCUUUGGACUUCUAUGAUGUCCUGAUCCACCUGAAUCCAAACCAGAUUCCUCGGCUCCUGGAGAGCGUGGACCGUCCGGUGAAAUCGGUUUCCCGUGGCGUGGUGAAGAACAGCUCUGCCACGAAUAUCCUCUUCCCUGUGGUGGAUUAUGAUCCUGUGCAGUUGUACCUCAAAGAGCUGAGGAACGCCUUUGAUGAUCUUGCCUUGUUCUUCUAUGACAAGCAUGGAGGGGAAGUGAUUGCAGUUCUGUGGAAACCUUUGAGCUUCCAGCCUCAGCCUUUUAAGGUCUCCAGCAUGAGGGGAAGGAAGGUGACAACUCUGAACAACGAGCUGGUCUGUGUUCCCAAUGUGGAGGCAAUUCUGGAGGACUUUGAGAUUUUGGGAGAAGGCCUGGUCAAAAGUGUGGAAGCUCGUACAGAGAAAUGGACUAUCUGAAACCACUGAGAGGUGUCAGAGUGGCCUGUCCUCAGGCAGUUUGUUCCUUCUGGGUCUGUUCCCUUCUAUAAAUCAGUCCUAGAAGAGCCUUUUAGCUUCCCAGUACUGUAAUCCAGUACUGUAUGUUUUACUCUAUUUAUCUUUAUAUAUAUGGUUCAGAAAAGCAAUGGAACCUGUUAUUGUUUUCAAGAAUACAAAUGCCUUUUUAUUUUGAAGAAAAUAUAAAGAUGGGAUAAAGUUUUUGAAAA
Molecule: messenger RNA, 4515 nt
Organism: Pyrgilauda ruficollis (rufous-necked snowfinch)
Lineage: Eukaryota; Metazoa; Chordata; Aves; Passeriformes; Passeridae
Gene: NOL6
Product: nucleolar protein 6
Exons: 26
Coding region: 872-4267 (1131 amino acids)
Biological process (GO): tRNA export from nucleus; rRNA processing
Cellular component (GO): UTP-C complex; CURI complex; small-subunit processome
Source: RefSeq, a predicted model, not a curated record